AUGGCAGCAAGCGAUCAAGAUGGGAGGAACAUAAGUCAGGAAGUAGACGAGGUAAGAGAAAGAAUGAAUACAAUGGAAGAAUUGUUACGAGCUAUGGCAGUAUCCAUCAGUAUGCUUGGGGCAAAUGGGGCCGCAGGGAAUGCGCAACAGCACUCAACAACUCAGCCGGGCGAUGCCCAAGGGAAUAACGGGAUGGGAAACGCAAACGGGCAACCGCAUAUUGGUGAAGGAUAUCAAUCAGUGGAGGAUGCCAACGCUGAAGUACAUGGACAAGCUGGGCAGAAUGGACAGGCAACAGGGACCCAAUUUGGGAAUGGCCGUGUCUCUGAUCAGAAGGACAAGGUAAAGGAUGGAUGGAUGGAGAAGAUGGAAGAGAAGAUCAAAGCUAUUCAAGGUCCUAGUGCUUACGGAUCUCUUGGGGUGGAGGAAUUAUGCUCCGCGACAGACGUGAUUAUCCCUAAAGAUUUCAAGGUCCCAGAUUUUUCUAAGUAUGAUGGAAGUACAAACCCAAUCAUCCACCUGAAGACGUACUGCACGAAAAUGGCAAUAUGGUCCAAGGAUGAGAAUUUCCUUGUUAGUUUCUUCCAUGAGAGUUUGGCUGGUCCUGCAUUAGAGUGGUACAUCCAGAUGGAUCAUUCUAAAAUUGGUUGUUGGAAAGACUUGGCAGAUGCGUUCAUGAACCAAUAUCGAUUCAAUUUAGAUACUGCCCCAACUAGAGAACAAUUGGCAGCUUUGCAAAAGGAGAACAAAGAGACCUUUAAGCAAUAUGCCCAAAGAUGGAGAGCUCUUGCUGCACAAGUCCAACCUCCGCUGACACUAUCUGAGAUGUGUUCAUAUUUCCUAGGGACUUUAGGAGCUCCAUAUGUUGGGUCAAUGGCCGGUGCUGCAUAUCGGGAUUUUGCUGAUCUCAUAGCUGCAGGUGAAAGAAUUGAAAUUUUAGCCAAAGCUGGGAAGUUGCCAAUGGACUAUAGACAGAGUAGUCCUCCCAAAAAAGGAUUGCAACCUAAGAAACGAGAAUCCGAAGUGAACCAUGUCAGGCAUCAGCAAUCUUUUAUGCCUCGACAUCCUACACCAAACCCAAGCCACCAAAUACUAUCAUACAAUCCCUUUCCAUUUACAUCUUACCAAACCCCCACACAAAACUUCCCAAACUUAAACGCUGCACCAACCCCACAAUUCCAAGUCAACAACAUACCAAUGACACCACGGUAUGCACCAACUCGUCCGUCUUAUGCACCUCAUCCCACACGUCCACAGUAUCGUCCAAAUCACGCUCAACCACAUCAAAACUCCCAAAAUCAAAGUCUUCCACCUUUCCCUAAACUAUCCAUUUCUAAUGCUGAUUUGUUCCAACGACUGUUUGACGCUCACUUAAUCUCAGAAAGUCCCGUACGUCCAAUGCAACCCCCAUUCCCAGCUUGGUAUAAUCCAAAUUCUACUUGUAGAUAUCAUAUGGGAGUUGCUGGACAUUCCAUUGAAGAUUGUGAAGCAUUUAAAACAGCAGUAAGGAAACUGAUUGCUUGUGGUAGGCUCGACAUCCAAGAAGAGACCGGGCCUAAUAUUGUCAAUAACCCCAUCCCGAAUCAUGGGGGAAAGAAUCAAGUGAAUGCUGUGGAAAUAGAGAAUGCAGCGAUCAAGAAGGUUUUGAGUUUGCAUACACCCAUGUCAGAUAUAUGGGAAGGAUUGAAGAAAGCUGGUUAUGAUAUCACGGUACCAGGAUGUUCAAUGAAGGAUGAAGAAAAGUAUGAUAUAGAGUCGAGUUGUGCCUAUCAUAGCGGGCACGUGGGACAUGAUACUGAAAAUUGUUGGGAUUUCAAGGUCCGUGUCCAAGGCUUGAUUACAUUGGGUGUCAUACGGGCCAGGCGAAAGGAUACUUUUUCUGAAGAAGUUAGUGUGGUAGAGCGCUUCAUACUUCGAGUGCCACCCCUUAACCAAAAUCCUUUGCCUGAAAAGAUGGUAAUGAAGGUGAAGAAACCAGCGCCUUUUCCUUACGAUGAUACUCAUGCAAUACCGUGGAACUACAAGACAAGCGUUGAAGAAAUUGGGAGUGCUUCGAGAGCCCAUACUGACAACCCUCAUUUGGAGGAGGAAUCAACGGAUGCAAUAAGAGUCGGGGAAAUCACAAGGAGCGGGAGAUUUUAUGGCCCUAAAGAACCAGAAAAGAGAAAAAGUAACAAGGAGGAUGAAGCUGAAGAAAUCAUCGCCAGUGAAAUGAAAGGUAAAGGAGAGGAAGAUGAGCUUUUGAAGAUCAUGAAGCAAAGUGAAUAUGAUGUAAUGGAACAGUUGAAGAAAACUCCAGCUAGGAUAUCACUUCUAUCACUAAUCCUCUCAUCAGAAUCUCAUCGAAAAGCACUCAUGAGUAUGUUGAGUGAGGCUUAUGUCAAGUCAGAUGUUACUCCUGAAAAUGUGGUCAACAUGGUAGAUCCAGUGAAGCAUGUUAACAUGAUCACGUUCUCAAUUGACGAAAUCGUUUGUCCAUAUGAGAAGACCUCGAGAGCUCUGCAUAUAACUUUGAAAUGUAGAGGGUAUAUUAUAGCCAAGGUUUUGAUUGACGGAGGAUCAGCACUAAAUGUCCUACCCCUGUCAACUUUGUCUCAGCUAUCAAUGAGCACGAAUGAUCUAACCCCUCAAGAGAUGAUUGUGCGAGCUUUUGAUGGUACAAAGAGAGGAAUUCUAGGGGAGAUAGUUUUACCCUUAGAGAUAGGCCCGAGUAAUUUUCAGGUUUUAUUCCAAACCAUGGAUAUUGAACCUGCCUAUACCAUGCUCUUGGGUAGACCUUGGAUCCAUGCAGCAGGUGCUGUGCCUUCUACCCUGCAUCAAAAGGUCAAAUAUAUCGAGAAUGAGACGAUUGUCACCAUCCAUGGAGAAGAAGAAAUCAUGGUUUCGAAACCAGUCUCAGUACCGUAUGUUGAAAACACAGACUCGGUAGAAGGGAAUGGAUUGCAUAGUUUCGAAGUUGUUGAAUCUAGUUGCAAAAAAGAUGCAUCACUGGGGCAAAGUGUGAAUGAGAUAAUCGCUCGAAUUAUGGCCAAGAGUGGAUAUAAGGUGGGUAAAGGUUUGGGCUCGCAGCUGCAAGGUAGCCGGUCACCUGUAAUGAUUCCAGAAAAGUCAAAUAGAUUUGGGUUAGGUUAUGAAGGGUCGUUUGAAGAAGAAGUUGGGAGUAUGUCUUUGGGAAAAAGAGGCAAGAAGGGCAAGACGCAACAGAUUCCCCAUCUAAGAGAAACAUUCCCGGUGCCAGCAGAGAUUAUUAUGCCUGAAGAGAUCGUUCAUCUUCCAUGCCGCCUCCAUAUCAAUGCACUAGAUGACGAAGACCUAGGAGGAUGCAGCACAAUUCGUCCGUCCACUAAUGAUGAAGCAUUGAAGAAUUGGCAGACAGAGCCCGUUAUUGAUGUGAUUGCUAUAAAGAAUCUUGAUCUCAUUGAAACUUUGCCUCACGAAAGGGACCUUGAAAACUCACCGAUUGAUCCCUUUAUGGCUAUCAAUGAAGAGGAUCCAGAGUCUGAUGAGGAGCAAAUAGUAGAAAAACUUUCAAAGUUGUUGGAAGGCUCCGAAAAGGAAUUUGACUUGAAUGAUCAGGCGUUUGAGUUGAUUAAUAUGGGCACUGAGGAAGAGAAGAAAGAAUUGAAAAUUGUUGAUAAUCCCGAGAGGGAAGAGAUGAUUCAAUUAUUCAAAGAGUAUCUAGAUGUCUUUGCAUGGACUUAUCGAGAUAUGCCUGGAGUAGAUCCAAGGAUUGCAUCACAUAAAAUUCCCUUGUACCCAGAUGCUGAACCAAAAAAGCAGAAGUUAAGGAGGAUGCGUCCAGAUAUAUCCCUGAAAAUUAAAGAAGAGGUGACAAAGCUGUUGGAGGCUGAAUUUAUAGAAGUCUCAAUAUACCCAGAUUGGGUAGCCAACGUAGUGCCUGUGCCUAAAAAGGAUGGAAAAAUCCGGGUGUGUGUAGACUACAGGGAUUUAAAUAAAGCUUGUCCGAAGGACGAUUUCCCACUUCCUCAUAUUGAUGUGCUUGUUGAUAAUACGGCCAAGUAUCAUACAUUCUCAUUCAUGGAUGGAUAUUCGGGGUAUAAUCAAAUCCUCAUGGAUGUCGAUGAUAAAGAAAAAACUGCUUUUAUUACUCCUUGGGGGACAUUUCGUUAUAGAGUGAUGUCAUUUGGACUAAAGAAUGCAGGAGCUACUUAUCAGCGCGCUAUGGUUGCAUUAUUCCACGACAUGAUGCACAAGGAGAUUGAAGUAUAUGUGGAUGACAUAGUUGCUAAGUCAAGAGAAGGGGAAAGUCAUGUGACAGUCCUGCAAAAGUUGUUCGAACGACUCCGGAAGUACAAGUUGAGAUUGAACCCUAGCAAAUGUGUUUUUGGCGCAUCCUCAGGAAAAUUGCUCGGUUUUAUUGUUAGUAGAGAAGGAAUACAGGUGGAUCCGGAAAAAGCAAAAGCAAUACGAGAUAUGCCUGCCCCUAAAUCAGAGCGAGAUGUGAGAAGCUUCUUGGGACGACUUAAUUAUAUUGCUAGAUUCAUUGCAAACUUAACUAGCACUUGUGAGCCUAUCUUUAAGCUAUUGAGGAAGAACCAACCAGGGAAGUGGGAUGAAGAUUGCCAAAAGGCGUUCGACAGAAUAAAAGCUUACUUAUUGAAUCCCCCUAUCUUGGUACCGCCAACACCAGGUCGCCCUUUGAUUUUGUAUUUGACUGUGCUGCCUACCUCCAUGGGAGCAAUGUUGGGGCAACGUGAUGAGUCAGAUAGGAAAGAGCAAGCUGUGUACUACAUUAGCAAGAAGUUCAAUGAAUGUGAGGUUCGUUACAUGGCAAUCGAGAAAACGUGUAGUGCUCUAGUGUGGAGCUCAAAAAGACUACGACAAUACAUGUUGUAUUACACCACUUGGUUGAUAUCUCGAAUAGAUCCCUUGAAGUAUAUAUUUGAAAGCCCUCAUAUUUCUUUGAAGGUCUCAAAAUGGCAGAUGAUAUUGUCAGAAUUUGACAUCCAAUACGUAACUCGGAAGUCGAUCAAGGGAAGCGCAAUUGCAGACCACCUAGCUGAAAAUCCCCUCGAAGACGACCAAUCAAUGCAAAUUGAAAUUCCAGGCGGGGAAAUAUUGGCAGUAGAAGAAGAUGAGAUUGAGGAAAGUGCAUGGAAAAUGUAUUUUGAUGGGGCAGUUAAUAUGCACGGCAGUGGCGUAGGAGCAGUAGUCAUUUCACCAACUGGCAAACAAUACCCAGUGGCCAUCAAGUUGGGCUUUGAAUGCACCAAUAACAUUGCAGAAUAUGAGGCUUGUGCAAGCGGUUUGCGUCUUGCAAUCGAUUUAGGAGUAAAACAGUUGGAAGUAUUUGGGGAUGCAGCGCUUAUCAUUUACCAAGUGAAUGGCGAGUGGCAGACCAAAGACGUGAAGUUAGUGCCCUACCAAAAGUACUUGACUCGUUUGAUUGCAGAAUUUGAAGAAAUAGAAUUCUCGCAUUUAACUAGAGACAAGAAUCGAUUUGCAGAUGCCCUAGCCACGUUGGCUGCGAUGACCAAGCUGGAUAUCCAUAGUGAUGUCCAACCCAUCCAAGUUGAGAAGAGAGAUGAACCAUCUUACUGUGCCAGUGUGGAGGAGGGGCCAGAUGAGUACCCAACUGGGGCAAACGAAACCCAUAGAAAGACCGUUCGCCGGUUAUCGAUGGCUUUUUUCUUGAAUGGAGAAGUUUUGUACAAGAGAAGUCAUGAUGGCACCCUUUUAAGAUGCGUAGAUGCUCGUGAAGCUCAUUCAAUCAUGAUUGAUGUCCAUGAGGGAAUUUGUGGGACUCAUGCCAACGGACAUAUGAUGACGCGCAAGAUUAUGAGAAGUGGAUAUUACUGGUCCACCAUGGAGGCAGAUUGCGUAGGAUAUGUUCGAAAGUGCCAAAAGUGUCAAAUGUACGCAGAUCGUAUCAAUUCACCGCCUUUUCCACUACACAAUAUGGUGUCUCCUUGGCCGUUCUCAAUGUGGGGAAUAGAUGUUAUUGGCCUAAUCAAUCCAAAGGCCUCGAAUGGGCACCGUUUCAUCCUGGUAGCAAUAGAUUAUUUUACCAAGUGGAUAGAAGCCUCAUCAUAUGCCAACAUUUCACAAAAGGUGUUUGUCAAGUUUCUCAAAAGGGAUAUUAUUUGCAGAUAUGGAGUUCCAGAAAGAAUAAUCACAGAUAAUGCUCCUAAUCUUAACGGCGCAGAAGUACAAAAGUUAUGUGGACAUUUCAAGAUCAAGCAUCACAACUCAGCUCCUUAUAGACCUCAGAUGAAUGGUGCAGUUGAAGCAGCCAAUAAGAAUAUCAAAAAGAUCAUUGCCAAGAUGGUUGUGAGUUAUAAAGAUUGGCAUGAGAUGUUACCCUAUGCUUUACAUGCGUAUCGUACUAACAUACGUACGAGCACUGGAGAAACACCUUUCUCCUUGGUAUAUGGAAUGGAGGCCGUCUCUCCGAUAGAAGUUGAAAUUCCUUCAUUGAGGGUUUUGAUGGAGGCAGAAUUGGAAGAGUCUGAGUGGGUGAAAGCACGAUAUGAACAACUGAACAUGAUUGAAGAGAAAAGAUUGACAGCUCUUUGUCACGGGCAGCUAUAUCAGAGCAGAAUGGCUAAAGCCUUUAAAAAGAAAGUCCGGCCAAGGGAAUUUCGAUCAGGUGAUCUGGUCUUAAAGAAAAUCUUUCCUAAUCAAGAGGAUGCUAGAGGAAAAUGGGCUCCAAAUUAUGAUGGCCCUUAUGUGGUCAAACAUGCUUUUUCUGGGGGAGCGUUAAUUCUACAAGAUAUGGAAGGGCAGGAGUUACGAAGACCAAUAAAUACUGACGCUGUCAAAAGAUUCUAUGCCUAA
This is a messenger RNA of Gastrolobium bilobum, 6798 nucleotides long. RefSeq lists its product as uncharacterized. The record is from RefSeq and is a predicted model, not a curated record. Gene Ontology annotation, biological process: DNA integration. Gene Ontology annotation, molecular function: RNA-DNA hybrid ribonuclease activity; nucleic acid binding. The transcript has 3 exons. Bases 1 to 6798 code for a protein of 2265 amino acids. Lineage: Eukaryota; Viridiplantae; Streptophyta; Magnoliopsida; Fabales; Fabaceae.